AUGAAAACAAAUGAUGAACUUUUAAGAAAAGAAGAAGAAGAAAUUUCCAAAACAAUAGCUUUAUCCUUACAAGAAUAUCAUGCUUCUCAAAAUAAGAAUACAGAUAAGAACUAUGAAGUUGAUGAUGAAAAUGAUGAACUAUUACAAGAGGCAAUACGACUUUCCAUUUUAGGUUCGAAUAAAAAAGAGAUGAAUAGAAAUGAUUGUAAUGAUAGUUAUCAUGAUGUAGUUCGAAAGAAUUUUGAUAGUAUAACUUAUUAUUUAUGCAAUAAUUAUGAGAAUACUAAAAAUAAAAAUGAUGUAAUAGAUAAUAAGACAUUUUGGAAAGAGAUAUAUAAGAAUUAUAAGAAUAUAUAUAUAAUAAUAAGAGAUUAUAUGAUAAAUUUAACUAAAAGAAGUGAGAAAAUGAAUGAAGAAGGUAGUGAUUCCACAUCAAGUAGAGAUGAUUAUGAUAGUGAUGAUUCAAGUGAUUAUAGUAAUUCUUCUUCUUUAUCAUGUUGUUCAUUAGAACAUAUUAAGAGAACUUACAGAAAUAUAAAUUAUACCACUAAAGAUUAUUGCCGAUGGCUAAGAAAGGGUCAUCGAAGUAAAGCAUUAAAUGAUCAUGUAUAUUUAAAUUAUUUAUUAAGAGAAAUGAAGAUAUUAGAAGAUAGUACUUCUAUUCAUAAUUUAGUUUUUGGUGUGAAUAAUUAUAAAUAUUCUAAUAAGAUAGAUAUAAAAAAAUGGUGUAAUCAUAGUAUUUCAUUUUAUGAAAAUAAAAAUAUAAAUUUUGGACUUCGUCAAUUUUUAAGUGGCCCAUGUGGUCUUAUAUCAAGUAUACAAGGAUACAUAAUAAUUAUUUUAUUAUUUAAUUAUAAAUAUCAUUUUUUAUGGGAAAAUAACUAUUUCAAUAUUUUAAAAACGAAUAACGAUUUUUUGAAUUUUAAAAAUUCUUCAAAAAUGGGUUAUAAAGAGGCUGAGGGAGGAAACACCAAAUUGAGGAAUAAUAUAUAUAGUGAGAACAAUAAUUGUGUGAAUAAUAAUAAACAAGGUGAUGAUAUGAAUGGACUAGAUUUAUAUAAAGAGAAAAAUGAUGGAUGUGGUGUUACACUAAAUAAAGAAGAUAACAAUAAGGAUAAUAAAAAUGAAAAUAAUGAUGAUAAAAUGAAUAAUAAUGAUGAUUAUCGUAAUCAUCUUGAGAAUCAUAAACAGGAUGAUAUUACGCAUAAUAAAAAAAAAAAUAGGAAUAAUAUUAUUAAUGAAAAAAAUGAUACAAAUGAUAAUAAUAUUAAUAAUAAUGAUGAUAAUGAUAGUAAUAAUAAUGAUGGUGAUGAUAGUAAUUAUGAUAGUGAUAAUCAUAAGAAUAAUAAUAGUAAUAACCGUAAUAGGAGAAAUUCUUUUUCAAAUGAGGAGAAAAAUAAAGAUAAAAUAUAUGGAGAAGGUUAUGAUAAUGAAUUUUUAGAAUUAGUACGUGACAAUAUUAAAGAUUUAAAAUAUUAUGCAUUAGUUGAAUCUUUAGCAUAUAUAUUAUAUCAGUGUACGGAUAAGUCAUAUUAUAUCGUAGCAUUUUUAUUACCCGAAUGCUAUGAUUAUCCUUAUUAUAUGAAUAAAAGAAAUUGUGAUGAAAAUUUAGUAAGAGAUUUAAAAAGAAUUACUAUAUAUUAUAAAGAGUUUAAUGCUAUAAAAGAUGUAGUCAGAUUUUAUUUAGAGAAUUUUAUAAUAUUUUCAAGUUCUACUGGUGUAAUAUCCUUUUUAUAUUCUGUAAUAUUAACAAGAGGAUUACAUAAUGUAAAGAAUGAUAUGGAUGAUAUUAAUCACCCUUUAAUUGGUAUAUAUGGGCAUUGUUCACAAGAGUUAGUUAAUUUAUUAUUAACAGGUAGAGCAUGCUCAAAUGUUUUUGAUAAUAAUAGUAUAAUAAAUACAUUUUGUAAUACUGAUGUAGAUAUAAGUAUGUAUGAAGGAGUAAAUUCAAAAAGUUGUAGUCCUAAUAAAGGAUCAUUAUCAUAUAAUAAAAAUGAUAGUAUUAAUAAUAAUAAUAGUAGUGGUAAUAAUAAUAGUAGUGGUAAUAAUAAUAGUAAUAGUAAUGAUAAUAAUAAUAAUAAUAGUAGUAAUAAUAAUAGUAGUGGUAAUAAUAAUAGUAAUAGUAAUGAUAAUAAUAAUAGUAAUAGUAAUAAUAAUAAUAAUAAUAUAAUACUAAAGGGUAUAAGCAAAAGACCGUUAAUUGGUUUAUUAACCGAUUUUGAGGCUUUUAAAUAUUGUGAAGUUGGAAAUUAUUAUAAAUAUCCAAUAUAUCCUAUAUGGGUAAUUAGUAGUUCCAAUCAUUAUACUGUAUUAUUUUCAUUAAAUAUUAAUAACUCCAAAUGUACAAGUGAGGAGUUAUUUUUAGAGAAAUUAAAUAAAAUAUGGAAGAAAUAUGAUAAAGAAAAUAAUAAAUAUAUAUUGUCUCAUUUUAUUCCUCAAUUUAUUGAAGAUUUAAAUUUGAAGGAUGAAUUCCGAAAUUUAUUUGAUGGAUUUGUAAAUGAUUUGGAUAUUCUGUUAUAUUCAGAAUUUAAAGCCUUUUAUUUACAAAUGAAGCAAAAAGAUAUAAAUGAAUUGAAAUUUUCUGAUCCACCAAAAGAAAAAUAUUUCUACUUAUACGACGCUCAAGAAAUGCCUGAAAAGUCGAUACAUUAUUUUCUUUUGAAGGAAGUAGAUUAUGAUGUUUCCCAUGAUAAUCACUUGAAAUUUUUCAAUACAAGAUGGCCAAAUAAUACAGUGGAGGUAUUAAACAAGUCAAAAAAGGUUUCCAAACAUAGAUAA
This is a messenger RNA of Plasmodium gaboni, 2778 nucleotides long. RefSeq lists its product as hypothetical. Lineage: Eukaryota; Apicomplexa; Aconoidasida; Haemosporida; Plasmodiidae. Gene Ontology annotation, biological process: protein K48-linked deubiquitination. The transcript is spliced from 3 exons. The record is from RefSeq and is a predicted model, not a curated record. Gene Ontology annotation, molecular function: cysteine-type deubiquitinase activity; K48-linked deubiquitinase activity. Bases 1 to 2778 code for a protein of 925 amino acids.